Staurois parvus is the source of this 321-nucleotide messenger RNA. The record is from the annotation of a GenBank genome assembly. NCBI's taxonomy places the organism in Eukaryota, Metazoa, Chordata, Amphibia, Anura, Ranidae.
AUGUAUGUGAAAUGGUUUGAUACAGUAAUGUUAAACUAUCAGAUUUUAGUGUAUUUAGUGAAUGUCACUUUUUGUCAUUUUCAAAUUUCCCGCUGUUCCGUCCCCGUACGUCCCGACACUCGCAGGGGACGGAACCUAGAUGACAGAUGCCGGCAUCCGUCGGAGGACAUUACAGGGGACACUGCAGGAGAGACAUUGCGGGAGCGCAGGACAAGGUAAGUGAUCGAGGGAUCCCGGAGCAGCGCCGCAUGGUAACCCCGAGUGUAGCUCGGGGUUACCGCUUGUGCUACACUCGGGAAUACCGCCAGGGAGGUUACACUA